AUGCCUUCGCUGUGGGAUAUCAUUACAUCUUCGCUCAAAUCAUUCUCCACCAUGCCGCAAAGAGCCGCGCUGGAGAAGCCACGGGCCCUGCCAACGAGUGGCUACACCACUGUCGAUGCCGACACGCUGGUUGAAGAGGAGGAGUUGCCUGAUUAUCAAGCCGACCGAUUUUAUCCCGUUCAACUGGGCGAGCUUUUUCAAGAUCGCUAUCAAUUUGUGGCAAAGCUGGGGUUUGGUUCCUCGUCGACCACUUGGCUGGCCCGAGACCUGAGGGAUCGCCAAUAUGUCGCACUUAAAGUAUACGUCCAUACCUCGCUUCGUCAUCGGGAAUUGCCUGUUUAUGACCGUAUCAAUAGUCGUAUGGCCGAAAUAUCAUACAAAGUGCGAGGAAUAAACAACAUUCGAAAGCUGCUGGACUCUUUUGAGGUGACUGGUCCGCAUGGCAAGCAUACUGUUCUUGUCUUCGAGCCCGCGCAAAUGAGUUUGCGUGAUAUGAGAUUUGUCUUUCGUCGAGAAGGGUUCGAGGAGGAAUUUGUCAAGGGCGCCAUUAUUGAGCUUCUCAAGGCCCUGGACUUUUUGCAUUCCCACGGAGAGAUUGUUCAUACUGACGUACACUCCGGCAACAUGCUGCUUGGCCUUUACGACAAUAAUCUCCUGCGUCGACUGGAAGACAAGGAGAUGGCGUCCCCUGUUACGCGAAAGAUUUAUCCCGAUCGAACUAUCUACCUGUCACGGUUAACACUACCGAAGGAAGGACCCAUGCUUCUCUCUGACUUUGGAGAAGCGAGAAUCGGACCGGGCCCUCACGCAGGCGAUAUAAUGCCAUUGGAGUACCGGGCACCUGAAACACUGCUUUAUGUGGGAUGGAGUUACCCGGUUGAUAUAUGGAGUGUUGGUCUUACAGCAUGGGACAUGCUUGGAUCGAAAAGACUCUUCACCGCGCGUGACGAAGACGGCGAUCUGUACGAUGCUGCUCAUCUGGCCCAGCUGAUUGCUGCACUGGGCCCACCGCCCCCUGAGUUCCUGGCCAGGAAUCCGGAGAGACGGGCGGACUUUUGGAAUGAUCGGAAUGAGUGGCUGGGUCUGGCACCUAUACCGCAUGACCGGACAAUCGAAUCCCUUGAAACCAAACUGGAUGAUAACUCGGGCUUUCUUCGCUUCCUUCGGAAGACUCUUACUUGGGAACCGGAGAAGAGGGCGACGGCUAAGGAGCUUUUGGAGGAUCCUUGGCUCAUGGGGAGGGAGGGUUGA
Molecule: messenger RNA, 1251 nt
Organism: Aspergillus melleus
Lineage: Eukaryota; Fungi; Ascomycota; Eurotiomycetes; Eurotiales; Aspergillaceae
Exons: 5
Coding region: 1-1251 (416 amino acids)
Biological process (GO): spliceosomal complex assembly; protein phosphorylation; regulation of mRNA processing
Molecular function (GO): protein kinase activity; ATP binding
Source: RefSeq, a predicted model, not a curated record